This is a messenger RNA of Gracilinanus agilis (Agile Gracile Mouse Opossum), 1927 nucleotides long. Its product is annotated as vitamin D3 hydroxylase-associated protein-like. NCBI's taxonomy places the organism in Eukaryota, Metazoa, Chordata, Mammalia, Didelphimorphia, Didelphidae. Bases 58 to 1836 code for a protein of 592 amino acids. Gene Ontology annotation, molecular function: amidase activity; fatty acid amide hydrolase activity. The record is from RefSeq and is a predicted model, not a curated record. Gene Ontology annotation, biological process: fatty acid catabolic process. The transcript is spliced from 15 exons.
UUGUGAGCCAGAGAUCAGAGAGCUGGUCCUGAGAUCUCUGCUCUGGUUGCCUGCAGGAUGGGCUCCCUGGAAGGAAUCUCUGAGGCACUCCAGAACCCAUGGCAGUUCCUGUUGUCCUUCUUUUUGGCCCUGCUGGUCAUCCUGAUUGUCACAAAGCUGCUUUGUGAAUUUGCGGCCAAAGCCCGGGCCAAGGCCAAGAUCAGAGCGGCCCAGCAGAGGAGGGAGGUGGCCAUGAAGAAGAUGGAGGCUGCCAUGGAACGGCUAAAGCAGCAGGCACCUGAAGUGGACCCAGAGUACAUCCUCUCUCUGUCCCUCAAGGAGUUGGCCCACCAGUUACGACAAGGAUCCCUGAGCCCCGAUGGUGUCCUCUGGGUUUACAUGGAAAAGGCCCUGAAGGUGCACUCCGAGGUGAAUUGUCUGACAGACUAUUUGGAGGACUGUGAGGUUCGAGUACAGGAGCUGAAACAACAGCCCAAGGAGAAGCGGGGACUCCUCUACGGGGUCCCUGUGAGCCUCAAAGACCCCUAUGAUUACAAGGGCCAUGAUUCCACCUGUGGCAUGGCCUAUUUCCUGGAGAAGCCUGCAGAGGAAGAUGCCGUCAUAGUGAAAGUCCUGAAAAGCCAAGGAGCGGUGCCCUUCGUCAAGACCAACAUCCCCCAGACCAUGCUCAGCUUUGAAUGUAGCAACCCUAUCUUUGGUCAGACUGUGCACCCCCAGAACUCAAAGAAAACUCCCGGGGGCUCCAGUGGAGGAGAAGGUGCCCUACUGGCUUCUGGAGGCUCCAUCGUGGGCAUGGGCACUGACACGGGUGGAAGCAUUCGUAUCCCCUCUGCCUUCUGCGGCAUUUUUGGCAUCAAAUUCACUGGCUUCCGUUUCAGUUACAAUGGUGUCAACUCAUCUAUAAAGGGAAAGAAAACAGUGACCACCAUGGCUGGCCCUAUGGCUCAAGAUGUGGAUAGCCUGGUCCUGAUCUCCCAGGUGCUGCUGUCAGACUACAUGUACAAGUUGGACCCCACAGUGCCCCCCAUGCCCUUCAGGGAGGAGGUGUACUCCAGUACUCAACCCCUCCGAAUUGGUUAUGUGGAGACAGAUGGUUAUACACAGCCAUCACCCAGCAUGAUACGGGCUGUCCGAGAGGUCUCAGAGAAGCUCCAGGCUGCUGGACACAAGAUCAUUCCCUUCUCAGUCUCUCGAAUCGAUUAUGCGAUGAAAAAAUUAUAUGUACCAGGGAUCUAUGCUGAUGGGGGUAAAACUCUUCUGGAAAAACUCUGUGGGGACGACAUAGAUCCUGCAAUUUCAUCUACAAUCUCACUUCUCCGACUCCCAGAUUUCAUUAAGUGCCUCCUCUCUCAGCUGCUGAGGCCCACGGACAUUAGGACUUCAGAGAGCAUAAAUGGUUUACGAGGAGUGGGGACACCUGAGAAUCUCUGGAAGCAACAUGUAGCUGCAGAGGACUAUCAGAAGGAGUUUAUCUCUAACUGGACAGCCAUGAAAUUGGAUGUGCUGCUGUACCCAUGUCUCUGCCCUGCCCUUGACAUAGGGUCAACCAGCAAAGCUGGCGAAUGUAUUUCCUAUAUGAAUCUGUUCAAUCUCUUGAACUUCCCGGCUGGCGUCGUGCCGGUGGGCACCGUGACAGCACAGGACGAGGAGGAGCUGGCUUCCUACCGUGGUUACUAUGAAGACAACGCAGACAAAAACUUCAAGAAGGCGAUUGCUGGAUCUGUGGGUCUUCCCAUUGCCGUGCAGUGUGUGGCCUUGCCGUGGCAAGAAGAGCUAUGCCUUCGCUUCAUGAAGGAGGUGGAGAUGGUGGUCCAGGAGCAGACAAGAAGAGAGUGAAUCUGCCCUUCCAGGACUCACUUCUGCCAGGGCCCAUGGGAGCUCAACAGGAACAGGGAGAUUCUCCAAUAAAAGUUUCCUGCCUGGCUGA